UUUAAACAUUUCAGUUUGAGUUUCAUUUCACUCAGAAUUGGUAUUUUAUAUGUAUGCGUAGGGUAAAUCUUUUUAUGAGGUUCAUAAAUGAAAUGAGACAGUCCAUCAUGAGGUGAUCCACAUGCUUUCACUGCACUUCAUAGGCUUCUGUGCAUUUCUCAACUUGCAUCUGGAGGAUAUUAAGGCGAUUCAAACUGAAGGGAUCUCGUUUCGUACAGAUUCAUAAAAUCCGAGGCUUUGUUCUGGAGUUUUAUUGUGCGCGGUUGGAGUGAAAGUGUUUAAUCUGGUGGGCUUGUUGCUUCCUGUUUUUGUAUUAUUGUGGUUGCAGCUAAAAAUAUUGAGUAACUUACGUGAGAUGCAGAGACUUUAGCAUUUCCCUUUCUCUUACUCUGUCUAUUUUGGUCGUUAUCGUUGUAAACGAGGCAGAAAAUCGCUUUAAAUAGGCGCAUUUAUAUCAAUCCAUGUUAGUUUAAUGAGUCUAAAGUUUGCUAAGACUCCGUUAGCUAGCGCACUAGCACGCUACGCUAGCCGACCACCAGAAUAUCUCUACACGAUGUAAACAUACAAGAAAACACUUGACGUUUUUUAUUUUAUUUUAUUUUUUUUUUUGCUUCGAACCCGUCGGAAAACACCUCCAGGAACGACUCUGGAGAGCAAAACGCCUCUCAGAUUGUAUGUGGGAGACUUUUUUCGCUCUCUUUGGCAACUACCAGCUGGAUAUCGGAUGAGUCAAGGCAGAUUUAGUUUUAAUUUAAGCUGCUUACACACACAGUCGUCCUGCACUCUCCACAGGAUUACACUGAAGUCCAGUACCAUUUGGUAUUUAAUAUGCCUCUGUCAGGAUAUUUGCCGGAAUAUGCCGUGACGUGCCGGGCAGGCUGUGAGCGCGAACAGGAUCCCGUAAGGUAACGUUUCCCCCCCACGUCAGGACAUGGACAGCUCAGUUACCCUGUGGCAGUUCCUGCUGCAGCUUCUGUUGGAUCCCAGCAAUGACCAGCUCAUCUGCUGGACCAAUGAGGAUGGAGAGUUCAAACUGUUGCAGGCAGAAGAGGUGGCCAGAUUAUGGGGUGCCCGCAAGAACAAACCCAGCAUGAACUACGACAAACUCAGCCGGGCUCUGCGUUACUACUAUGACAAGAACAUCAUCAAAAAAGUAAACGGGCAGAAGUUUGUGUAUCGUUUUGUUUCAUACCCGGAUAUCCUUAAGGGAGAAGUCAUGGCCAGAACAGAGGGCGCAGACAGCGGCUCAAAUGCACCUCUGCCCCUCUCCGACAAACCUGCGAACAUCUCCAAGGAUAAAGACAACAAAGCCGCCCCAGACCGAGGUGCGGGGACACCGGGUCAGUCCAAAUCGUCCAGCCGGAAUGACUACAUCCACUCUGGCUUGUAUACAUCCUUCACUUUGACCUCUCUGCAGUCAGGAACGCAACUUUUUAAAUCCAUGAAGAUUGAAAACCCAGGAGAAAAGCUAAUGGAGAAAAAGGCAGCCCAGGAGUCACCCCAGCCACCCACCGUCAUUAAAUUCGGGACUAUGCCACAGAACAGACACACAGCUCUGUCUCUUAUAGGGAAGUCUGAACCUCCGGCACAGCCCGCUCAAGCCCCACUUGAACCUGAGGCCAGACAGACAGCCGUCUCACAUGUAGUCUGUGCGUUUGUGGAGAAUCCCACCUCCGAGAAUGCCAUGACAGGCUUCCCGCUCUCAAGAGUCUCCAAAUCGCCACUCGCUCGUUCUCAGUCGCCUUCCUCUUCUCCCAUGACGGAUUCCCAGGAGCUGGUGAUUGACAGUGAAAUCGAGUCCCUCUCCUCACAGCCUUCAGAGUUACAUCUGCAGGACCAGCCCAGCUGUGUUUCCAAGGACAUAGCACUAGUUUCUGAGAUGUCUGAAUCUCCACCACGCAAUCUCAGCGGAAAGUCUAAGAAACCCAAAGGCUUGGAGUUGAUGCCCACGCUGGUGGUGACCAGCUCUGACCUCAGCCCUCUCAAUCUGUCCAGUCCAUCCCUCCCUACGGCCUUGCUGCAGACACCCCUGCUGCUCACGCCCAGUCCGCUUCUCUCCAAUAUCCAUUUCUGGAGCACACUCAGUCCGGUGGCGCCCCUCAGUCCUGCCCGGAGACAGGGCGCGCAUACCCUCUUCCAGUUUCCUUCUGUCCUGAGUUCCACGCAGUUCUCUGUUCCCGUGUAUAAUUUAGACGGCACCAACACACCCGGCCCUCUUUCACCCGACCCACAGAAGACCUAAGAGGGGGACAAAGAUCGACACAAUUCAUCUUUGCCUCACAUUUUUGAUUGAUAAACGCAAAUUAACCUCAUUCUGUUCACCUGAUCUGGCAACCUUCAGGUAACGAAGAUUUACGACCACCAUUUAAGCGUCAAAGAGCAUUCGUUUGGCUCUUGAACCUUUGUGAUGUCACAGAUACUUUUCCUUACGGAUGUAUAUCAAGCCAUCAGAGAAAUCAUUGGUUUCUAUUUUUUAAUGCGCUGGUCUUCAGGGAUUGGCUAAAGCAGAUCUGCACAACUGCCAAAAUAGGAGUUUAUCGAAAACAGCCAUUGUUUGAUUGGUAGAUUAGAAUCCGGAUUGAAUUUCCUUGUGUUUUGUUUCUCAUGGAGCUUAAGACUUCGAUCGGACGCAAAGAGAUUCACGUCAUGAUGUGUUUGUACAGCAAGAUCCUCCUUCUGCAUUGGAUAAAGGAGGGAUCGUAUUGUACAUAAUCCAACAAGCUCACCUCGUCUCAACUCAUGUUUGCCUUUUGUUUGGGAAGUCCUCAAACAAACCUGCCUUGCCAAGCUAAACCGCCCCUUUGCCUUGUGAUUUUGAUAAUGGUGACCUCUGUUUUAUCUCGUACCUUUCCUCAUGCUGCACUUACUGCCAUGUAUUUAAAGUGUUCUGUCACAAUAAUCGCUCAAACAGCACUUAGAUGAAAACAAGCUGCACUUACUAGCGCUUUUGCGCCUUUUCAUGUUUACUAGCCAUACAGAUAUCAAGUGGUGAACUAGUCGGGUUAUUUUACAAAGCUACACUACCAGUCAAAAGUUUUUGAACGGUAAGAGUUUUAAUGUUUUUCAAAUAAAUCUUUUCUGCUUACCAAGCCUGCAUUUAUUUGAUCCAAAGUACAGCAAAAACAGAUAAACUUUGAAAUAUUUUUACUAUUUAAAGUAACUGUUUUCUAGUUGAAUAUAUUUUAAAAUGUAAUUUAUUCCUGUGAUUUCAAAGCUGAAUUUUUAGCAUCAUUACUCCAGUCACAUGAUCAUUCUAAAAUUCUGAUUUGCUGUGCAAAAAACAUUUAUUUUUAUUAUUAUUUUGUUGGAAACAGCUGAGUAGAUUUUUUCAGGUUUCUUUGAUUAAUCCUUGCUAAAUAAAAGUAUUAACUUCAAAAAAAAAAUCUCAAAAAAAAAAAAAAAAAUGACACAGACUCCAAGUUUUUAAUUUCAGAUAAAUGCUGAUCUUGGAAUCUUUCUAUUCAUCAUCCUGAAAAAAAAAUGUACUCAACUGUUUUAAAUAUUGAUAAUAAUAAUAAUAAUAAUAAUAAUAAAUAUUUCUUGAACAGCAAAUCAGCAUAUUAAAAUGAUUUCUCAAGGAACUGGCACUGAAGACUGGAGUAAUGCUAAAAAUUUAGCUAUAUUCAAAUAUUCAAUUAAAAGUGAUUUUAAAGAGCAAAAAUAUUUAUUUAUUUUUUUUUUGUACUGUUUUUGCUGUACUUUGGCUUGGUGAGCAGAAGAGACUUCUUUAAAAACAUUAAAAAUCUUUUGACUGGUAGUGUAAACUGGGAUGUGGUUUGUGUACAGACCAAAUUUCCUUCCAUUGUGUCUAUAUUUGCAAUUUAAUGCAUCAUCUAGUAAAGCUAGCUGGUGCAACCCUCAAAAACGUUCCUUAAGAGCCACAUGAACACAAUCACUUGCAGUCAGAAUUGGCAGAGGUCAAGCUGAUUUGGGAUAGUUCACUAAAAAUGAAAAUUCACGUUGUUUGAAAACUGCAUGUCUUUCCUUUUACUAAGGAACGCAAUCUUUUGGAGACAAAACAACAUUGGACACCAUUGAUCAUCACAGUGAGACAUAAGAUGGUUUGGAACAACGUGAUAUUUCAUUCAUCUUUAUGAAGAUUGAGACUAACCCUCAACGUCGGAAAACGCAUUUUAAAGUGACGUCUUAAAACACAAACCCCAACUUUUCUGGUCCUUCGACCAUGAUGCACAUUUUUAAGAGGGCAUUUAGUAGGCCAAAUUGGCGUUGUCCUCGUUGCAAUGCUUGAUGGCGACUGUCUAAUGGAGCGUGUUUCCAAACACGCCCCAGCGCCAUUGAACCAUGACCGUAACGCCACCAGAUACGCCGCUGUGGCCAUGCUUAUCAUGCAGAUCUUUUCACAGAAACCAUUUCCCCUCUCUAAAAGACUGGAAGCCAUUAGGAACGAUUUCAGUUGAGUGGGAAAAACCCAAGGACUUGCUUUACUCCAAUAGACUGCCGAUUCACCAUUAAGCUAAUGGAGCGUACACGGCAUAAAAUGGAAUGGAACGGCACCGGCUCGGUGCUUAAAGCCUCAUCCCACCAUUAGGAUUGGUGGAGAUCGGUUGGAUGUGUAGUGUAACUGGAUGGCUGUCUGUAGAGCCCAGGCCAAAUGCUCAAAACCAUUCCUGCUUUUGUCAGCUUUCCCGGUGUUGUGCAAGAUUCAGUCCCUUUGCAGAAUACAAUCUACCCUGGACAACGAGGCAAAACUGUUUUUAAUGCCCAGUCAGAAGUGUCUGUCCUUGUUGUAGCUGGUUAGAACGGUCCAGUUAAACCCUGCUGGUAGAUUAAACCACAUUUUUGAUGGUCAUACGAAACUGGCAUGUGUAUUUGAAGGCAACAAAUAAGGGAACCCUGGAUAUUAAGACUUGUAUAGCUUAAUAUAGCUUAAAUGAUGUCUUUUACUAAAAUAUGUGACCCUGGACCACAAAACCAGUCUAAGUAGCAUGUGUAUAUUUGUUGCAAUAGCCAACAAUACAUUGUAUGCGUCAAAAUUAUCGAUUGUCAAAAAUCAUUAGGGUAUUAAGUAAAGAUCAUGUUCCAUGAGAACAUUUUGGAAAUUUCCUAUCGUAAAUAUCUCAAAACCUAAUUUUUCAUUUGUAAUAUGCAUUGCCAAGAACUUAAUUUGGACAACUUUAAAGGCAAUUUUCUCAAUAUUUUAAUUUUUUUGCACCUCAGUUUCCAGUUUUUUAAAUGGUUGUAUCUCGACCUAAUAUUGUCCUAUCCUAACAAACCAUAUGACAAUAGAAAGCUUAUUUAUUCAGCUUUCAGGGUCAUAUAUGUAGUAGAAAACCCAUGAAAGAUGUAAGUUUUUUUUUUUUUAAAUUACACAUUGUUUUGUAGUAUUUUAGACUAUGGGGGCGCCAUUAUUUUGAUGACGUCAAAUGGUUGCACUCUGUGAGUUACUGGCACUACCUGUUGCUAUUUUUACUGCAAAACAACUCGAAAUGCACAGUUUGGAAAAUAAAAUACUGAUACAAUGCCACGUUGUGUGGCUUUUGGUUGUAAUUUUUAGUCGGAGAACGACAAGACAAACCAUGCAAGUCUUCACUGCUUUCCUAGCGAUACGAAGAGGAGAAAAUAAUGAAUAAAACUUCUAAAGACCUGCGUCUUUGUUCUCUCCACUUAAGCCCUGAUCCCUUUGAGGCUUUUAGUAGAGCACAGCUACUGAAAGAGCUUACAAAUGGCAGAGACAAGAAACGCUAGAUGCCAUCCUGGCAGGGUGUAAACAUGGCGACGCUUGUCAUGACACCGCAGCCAUCGAAGGAGUUUCUCAGCAUGGAUUUCACUCGAUAUCUGGGGACAUUUAGACACCUUAUGAAAAUCAAUGGUAUCUUUCAGUAGCUGUGCUCAUUUUAUUUUCCAAGUUACGUUGCGGUAAAAAUAGCAACAGGUAGCGCCAGUGGCCCACAGAGUGCACAGAGCGCCCCCCAUAGUCCAAAAUAUGUAUAAAAUGAAUUAGGUUUAUUUUAAAUAACGUAAAUCUUUCAUACACUGUAAAAAGUUUUCACCAGUUUCAACUUAAAAACUUACGUUUAGCAGCUGUCUCGAAAUUUUAAGUUAAAUCAACUUUAAAUUUUAAGUUAUUUCAACUCACAGGUUAAAUCAACUUAAAAGUACAAGUAAUUUUAACUCAUUAUAUUGUAAUGAGUUAAAAUGACGUAGUUUUAAGUUGAUUUAACUUAAAAUUUUAAGGUAGCUGUUGAACUUAAGUUUUUAAGUUGAAAUGGGUGAAAACGUUUUACAGUUUAGAUUUUCUACUACAUAUUUCAGUAAGAGACAUCAUUUACAUUUUAUUAAGCCAUACAAGUCUAUCAAGGGUUCCUUUUAAAGUUUAGGGUCAGUAAGAUUAUUUUUUUAAAAAUAAAUUUAAUUUAAUUUUAACAUUUUAUUGUAAUGAGUUAAAAUGACUUGUAGUUUUAAGUUGCUUUAACUUAAAUGUUUAAGGCAGCUGUUGAACUUAAGUUUUUAAGAUGAAACUGGUGAAAACAUUUUACAAUUUACAUUUCAGUAAGAGACAUCAUGUACGUUUUAAGCCAUACAAGUCUACCCAGGGUUCCUUUUAAAGUCUGGAGUCAGUAAGAUUGUUUUUUUUGAAAGAAAUUUAAUUUAAUUGUAACAUUUUAUUGUAAUAAGUUAAAAUAACUUGUUUUAAGUUGAUUUAACUUAAAAUUUUAACACAGCUGCUAAACGUUUUUAAGUUUAAACUGGUCAAAACUUUUUACAGUGUAGGUUUUCUACUACAUAUUUCAGUAAGAGACAUCAUUUACGUUUUAUUAAGCCAUACAAGUCUACCCAGGGUUCCUUUUAAAGUCUGUUAAUAAUAAGAAAUGCCAGUUUGAACUAUAUUAGCAUAUUAGAAUGAUUUCUGAAGGAUCAUGUGACGCUGAAGACUGGAGUAAUGAUGCUGAAAAUUCAGCUUUGCAUCACAAGAAUAAAUUACAUUUUAAAAUGUAUUCAAAUAGAAAACAGCUAUUAUAAAUUAUAAUAAUAUUUCACAAUUUUACAGUUUUUUUUUUUUGCCUUAAUUUUGGUCAAAUAAAUAAAACAUUGGUGAGCAUAAGAGACUUACUUCAGAAAUUGAUUUAUUUAACACUAAUUAUUAAGUAGUGUUUCUGAUCAGGCAUUAUAUGGAAUAUAACAAGUCCUGGAAUUAUUUUAGUGUCCAGUGGGCUUUGUAUUCUGAAUGAGAAUUAAAUAUUGCACAAUGCCGCCGCUAAACAUCUGAACCAAAAUCUGCAGUCCUCAUUUGAUGUCAAUGCAGUAUCGUGGUGUUUUUAUGGAGCGUUUGGCUUUUUUACGUCUUCAUUUAUAAACCAAUAUAGAAAAUGAAUGCCCAUAUGUUGCACAACAUAAAACCCUACCUCUAAGAGUCUUAAACUCAACAAGCCAUGAUUUAUAACUGACAUGCAUUAGAUGCAAAACUGGAAAAAGGCUUAAAUGCUGACAUUCAAUUUGCAGAAACUGAGCUCUGUUAGUCCCUCCCUGUAGGACCACUUAAAGUGCAAUGACUAAAAUAGAAAGGGAUAAAAAUACAUAUGUAUAUAAAAACAGAAACUGUUCAGCAUCUCAAAUUCAGCUCUCAGGUAUUGUAUAAUUACCCACAGUCCUUAUCCUUUCACAAAACGCUAUGUUCAUACGCGUAGAAACUGCUCUUUCACACCCAUGCUAACAUGGUGCCUUCUAGUCCUGUUGUCUGUUGCAGUAAAAUGAAAAUAGGCAACAGUUUUGUUAAUUGUUUCUAUUCUGAAUAGCUAUGUUUUAUCCUUUGGUAACAAAAAAAGGAAAAACUUUUAGCUAUUUACAAGAUUGUUCUGGUUUAAAUAUGGCUUUUGACAGCAUUCGUGAGCACAGAAGAAAAUUAAUUCAAUUAAUUGAUUCAAUUAAUUGACCCAAACAAAUUGUUGUAUUUGUUUACAUUUUUUUUUUUGCUGUACUUAACCCAGAACAUUCCUUCAGCAUGAUAUCAUAAACAUAAAUAAUAAAAGCUAGAAUCUGUAUUCAGAUCUAGUAGAAAACAGAUCAAAUUAAAUAUUAAUGAUUUAUUCAUACUUUCAAGUACUGUCGGGUUAAUAUUAUUAGUCUGUGUAAAUCAAGCAUAGGGAUAUUUGAUUCCUUUUAAUAGCUGCCCUUGUACAUUUUAGUUUUUUUACUGUUGUUUCAAACCUGCAUGACAAAAAUAAGAUGUUUUGCAGAAUGUCUUUUCCAUACGAAAAAAGCUAACUAAUUUAUAAUUCAAUAGUUUUUUCUGAAGCCAUACAGUUUUGUGACUGAAAUUUCAGGCUGAAUUUUCUCCAAAGAUUUGAACCGUGAACUACUUUUCAUAUAACACUAUAAAUUAAAUUUAUGGUGCUUUUGUGCUAAGAGCAGCUCAGACAUUGUGCAAAAUAUCUCCUUUUUUGUUUUUCCAUGGAAAAAAGGAAUUCAUUUUAAUUUUAGGCGAGUUUUAAAAUAGUUCAGAUGAUUCAUUGUACAUACAGUAAGAUGUGAUGGGGUGUCAGUAGCAUUGUGCUGUUGUUUUGUAGUAUUUUCACUUUGACCUGUUUUCCUAAGGUCCUACAGUGCGACGCGUCUUCAUUUGCAUUCCUGCAGAAUUCAGACUGUGUUUGAUUGCUCUUGCCUGUAUCGUGAGCACUGCACAUGCAAUUGCCUUCUCAUCGAGGGGAUAUUGAGUUGCUUAAUGCCUUUUACAUUUUGAAUGAUGGAUUUUGUGCAGUGUGCAAUGUGACUUUUUUUUUUAAACCUGUUUCCAUUAUUUUCGUUAAAUGCUCUCCUACCCACUUAGUGGAUUUCUUUUCUGUUUGUGGGAGAACAAGCAGCUCAGUUUGGCUGCAUUUAUUUUUACUUCAUUAAAUAGUCAAUUGUUUUGUUUCUAUGUCUAAAAUUUAAAUUUCUCCCUGUAAUGGAUAAAAUGGGUUGUCAUAUAUGUUUAGCUGUUAAGCAGUCAUGUCUUAUGUUUUGUUUCUUCUUUGUUUGAGUUUGGUUUUCUUCCAAACACAUUUAGCUAUUGUAGCCAUGCUGAACAUCUGUUGUAUUUUAAUGCAAGUCUGAAGCACUUAAAUUGUCCCUUUUUCUUUCUCUCCUCAUUUUUUCUCUUUACUGGCACUUUGUAUUUUUUUUUUUUUUUUUUUUUAGAA
This is a messenger RNA of Labeo rohita (rohu), 9137 nucleotides long. RefSeq names its product ETS transcription factor ELK4 (gene elk4). The transcript has 7 exons. Gene Ontology annotation, biological process: cell differentiation; regulation of transcription by RNA polymerase II. Gene Ontology annotation, molecular function: DNA-binding transcription factor activity, RNA polymerase II-specific; sequence-specific DNA binding. Bases 932 to 2242 code for a protein of 436 amino acids. Gene Ontology annotation, cellular component: nucleus. NCBI's taxonomy places the organism in Eukaryota, Metazoa, Chordata, Actinopteri, Cypriniformes, Cyprinidae. The record is from RefSeq and is a predicted model, not a curated record.